AUGAAGUCCUUCACCAUCGCCUCUGCCCUCUUCGCCGCUGUGGCCGUUGCCCAGCCCCAUGGCAAGAUUCACGGCAUCCACCACCGCCGCCACCACCAGAACGCCGAGCGUGACGUUGUCGUCACCGAGGUCGAGUGGGUGACUGAGUACGAGUAUGUCACCAAGAUGGUCGACGCGACCACCACUGUCUGGAUCACCCCCGGCCAGGAGCAGGCCCAGCCCACGACCUCUGAAGCCGCCAAGUUUGUCGAGACCCAGGCUCCCUCGCAGCCUGCUCCCAAGAUCAAGAAGCCUGCCGAGAAGAAGCCUGCUCCCACCACCACUCUGGUCACCAGCGUUUACACUCCUCCCCCUCCUCCCCCCGAGCCUACCACCACCGAGGUCAAGGAGGCCCCCAAGCCCAAGAUUACCACCUAUGAGGCUCCUGAGCCUGUCACCACCCAGCAGUACGUCCCUGAGCCCGAGCCCACCACUGCCGCCCCUGCCCCUGCCGCUCCUUCCGUCGUCGAUGAUGGCUCCGACGAUGAGGAGGAGAAGCCCACGAGCGGCGGUAGCUCUGGUGGCAGCGGCGGUGGCAGCAGCGCCGCCAAGACUGGUGAGUUCACCUACUACGACAUCGGCAUGGGUGCCUGCGGUGAGGACGACUCCGGCAAGGACGAGUCUGAGAACAUUGUCGCUCUCUCUCACCUUCUGAUGGGCGGUGUCUCCAACGGCAACCCCAUGUGCGGCAAGACCAUUACCAUCAAGGCCAACGGCAAGACCACCACCGCCGUCGUCAAGGACAAGUGCAUGGGCUGCGCCAUCAACGACAUCGACGUCAGCAAGAAGUGCUUCAAGGAGAUCUCUGGCGAUCUCGAUGCUGGCCGCAUCGAGGUCGAGUGGUGGUUCAACUAA
Molecule: messenger RNA, 894 nt
Organism: Fusarium keratoplasticum
Lineage: Eukaryota; Fungi; Ascomycota; Sordariomycetes; Hypocreales; Nectriaceae
Exons: 1
Coding region: 1-894 (297 amino acids)
Source: RefSeq, a predicted model, not a curated record